AUGACACCUCACAGAAGAAAUUCGCUUGAUAGCCAAACUCCUCAGCCAGAUGAGUUGCCCAUCUGUAUCCUAGUUGUCCUCUUCUUGCUCCUGUACAACAAGCCCGAGUCGCCUUUCAACACACCUGGAGAUGAUACAGAGCACUCACUUCUGCCCGGCCAAAUGAAAACCAGCAGUUCCGCCCCUCACCACUUUCGCUCAUCGAAUCACCAGAUGGCACGGCAGGAUCUGCGGUGGAAACUGCUUGCCCGACAACAAGUCGCGAACUGGCAGAGAGACGCGGAAGACAAGGGCUUGAUCUCACCAAAUGAGAAACCAGCAGACAUGGCCCCUAUCUGGACGAGACUGCAAGGUUUGAAGAAGAAAAAUGGGCCAAGAUUGAAACGAGCGUGCCAGUUCCUUCACAGUGGCUCCCGUCAGCUUUCCCGUAUGCUUCUGAGCGCGGAUCCGCUCUUGCAGAAGCCGGGGACAGUCCCAAACACCAAGCCACAGAUCGCAUGCAAGAUGCGAGCAAUCUCGACGAAGCAAAAGAAUUCUUGGGCGCAAAAAGAUUCUUUGCCGAUUUUUGCGCUUAGAUGGCUUGCUGUGAAACUUUCCGAAAAGUCUACCGAGACAGCAACAGUAGACUUUUGGAGAGUGGCGACUCUGAUAGCACAACACUGUGCUGCUUGA
This is a messenger RNA of Penicillium odoratum, 672 nucleotides long. RefSeq lists its product as uncharacterized. The coding region runs from base 1 to 672 and encodes 223 amino acids. NCBI's taxonomy places the organism in Eukaryota, Fungi, Ascomycota, Eurotiomycetes, Eurotiales, Aspergillaceae. The transcript has a single exon. The record is from RefSeq and is a predicted model, not a curated record.